AUCAUAGUCCUUGGUGUAACCAUUAAAUAUUUCACAUUUAAUUUUCUAACAUAAAUGAAUUAGAUUGUAGUGUAAUAUAAGUAGUAAUACGGGCUCUACUGAAUGCAAUGUAGGUACCAGCUGUAGUAAGCCCAUCAUGCCCCGGGAUAUUUUGAGUGAUAGUUUAGCUGUCUUGAGGAUAGUUGAGCAUGAAGAUGAAGAGAAUUGGCCGCUUGAAAACAAACCAUCAUGUAAACAGAGUAAUAAAAAAUCAUCCAACAUUCCUAUGAACAGUCAGAAGUCUAUAACAAAAGAUGACUGCGCCUGUUAUUAUAAUUAUGGCCAUGGCGAGAGCGGAAACGGCAGGCAACACGAUCCCUUAUACCAAUAUAAAACGAGCAGCCUGCCACCUGCAUCAUCAAUCAACCAAUCCUGGGAUGAAAUAGUGUGCUCUGCAUUGCGUAUCACUCCUGAAGAUAUUGCUAACCAACUCACUCUGCUUGAUUUGCCUUGUUUUAAGUCUAUCAAACCGGAGGAAUUAACAACGUGCGGAUGGAACAAAUUGAACAAGUUGACGGUUGCACCUAAUGUGGUAGCAUUCACUAAAAGAUUUAACAGGGUUAGUUUUUGGACUGUACAGGAAAUAUUGAACGGGCAGACGCCAAAGGCACGUGCCGAAAUAUUGGCCCACUUUAUCAAAGUAGGAAAAAAGCUUCACGAACUGAAUAAUUUGCACUCUUUAUUCGCUGUUAUCUCCGCGUUACAUAGUGCCAGUAUAUACAGGCUAUCAAAAACGUGGGCGUGCUUAUCUAAAAAGGAUAAACAACAGUUCGAUAAACUGGCGGAGCUAUUCGGUGAAAAGGACAAUUGGACUGCACUAAGAGACUAUUUAAGAUGUAUCCCUUUGCCAUGUAUACCAUAUCUAGGUAUAUUCCUAACGGAUCUCGUGUAUAUUGAUAUCGCACAUCCCCCGGAUUCGCCCCACCGCGUGGCGAAGAUGGCAGUCGUGUUGAAAGCACUCGAGAAGUACCAGACGUCUGAGUACGACAUCCUGCCUCUGCCCCACGUUGCGAACUACCUGAAUAGUGUCCGCUAUAUUGAAGAACUACAGAAAUUUCUAGAAGAUGAUCAGUACAAAUUAUCGUUAAAACUAGAGCCGCCUUCGCCGGUCGGGAGCUGCGCUGGUUCCAAGGAGUCAGUCAAAGAAGUAAUUGCUUUAGGGGCUUCAAAUACAACUAACGUAUCGCCUUCACACAAAGUAGGUUCCGGCUCGCUGCGGCUGCAGGGCUCGUGUCACCAGGGCAAGUUCAUCCCCACACAUCGGAAGUGCCGGUCGCUCGGUUCCAACAUAUUUGGAAAGAGCCACACAGACGACAAGAUGGAGAACAAGACCCCCGCCGGUUCAGUGAACUUACUCGACGACACCCUGCUGGAGUCACCUAGUUCCGUUUCAGGCGGGAAGAUGUCUCAGUCGCUGCCGCACUCUGAUAUAUCGAGGGCUGACGUCAUCCAGUGCGACUUCCAAGGUUUUGUAAGGAGGAAGACCAUCUUGAAGGACGGACGGAAAAUAUCGCUGUCGUCCUGGCAGCGCUACUGGCUCCAGCUUUCAGGGAAUAUCCUCGUGUUUUACGCAUCGAAGUCCUUCAAAGGGACGAAUCGCAGCGACUUUCGCGACGAGAAGUGCAAGGUGCUAUGCUUGGUGGGGUGGUUCGCCAAGAUAUCUGACGGCGACAGCGCUGACGCAUUCCAGCUCAUCAACCAUCAUACCGGCACACUCUACAAGUUCAAGGCCGCUUCGGAAUCUGCAGCGAAGAUGUGGGUGCGAGUGAUCGAAGAUGUCACUACUAAGAUUGUGAAGCCCCUGCCGGCUAAUCUCAUGUCGUUCGAAUAGAAGUUCUCGCAAGAUACGCGGUGAUUAUACCUCGCCGCCAUUUUUCAAUCUCAAUCCUUGUACUACGUAAGUAACUAUGCCUUUUACGAACAAAUUAUAUUUUAGUUAUAAAAGCUUGUCAUUUUGUGUGCAUAAACUAAGAACUAUAUCGAUAUAUUUCUGUAUACGUCACAAAUGGUCGCCAUUUAAUGUAAAACGUUGUAUUGUUGUGUGUCAGUCAUUCUAGAGUUCCGUAGUAGCUAGUAACGACGUGUCUAACGUGUGUCCGUCCGGAAACUGCACAUUGUUUCAGUUGGUCCGCUUUGAUCUUAACGCGACCAACUCAAGUCCGAGCUUUAUUAAAGCUAAAAGCAAUCAAGUGAGAUUGGAAAAUAAAUAAGCAACAAUCCAUGAAUGUAAAAUACCGUUCAUCGAAAGCGGAUUAUGAAGAACAUUUCCAUUUAUUAACUAAAAACUUCGCGAUUAAAAUGUAAUAAAAAUAAAGAAUGCAUAUUGUAAUUGUACAGAAGUUGUAAAAUGUUUCAGUAUAUUAUUGAAAACGAAAGAUGAUAAAUAUACGGAACUUUAUAGUGAUGACGUAUUAUGUGUAGCAUACUCUACGUGGACACGCUUUCAGCGGUGCAUUUGUAUCAAUACUGUCGCAUUGUUAUUCAAUACUUCACAUAAACUAAGAUAAAAUGCACUACUCACUCGCUCAGACUUACAGUUCAUGUUAGUAUUUUGUAUGUUAAAAGCAGGCAGCCAAACUGUUUUACCGACACUUUUAACCAUUUGUUAUUUAAGAUACAAUUACAAUAUUUUUCAUUAAACUCUUACCUACAUAGGACGAUUUUAACAAAAGGAACAUAUCACAUAAUGUUAUGAAGUAAUAUUUUUUAUUCGACAUAGUAUGUUUUCUUGUUAGUCACAUUCGUCUUAACUUUUUAUCGACACAAUAUAAUGCGGUUUUAGGUAGCUAGAUAGCUUUUCUCACGUGAUAUUUUUUUUCAUUUAUCAAGACUGUUAUGUAAUACUAAUACCGUAUUUAAACAAAGUUUUACUCAAAAUGAAUACUCUGUAAACCGACAAAAUAUUUUAAGGAUACAUUUUUAUGGAACAUGAACAAAUUAGUGUGAUAUUGCUUGAGGCUAUAUACUUGCCAAUUAGGUUUUCUCGCUAAAUUAUUAUUAUUAUGAUAGAUUUUCUUGCCAGAUCUUCAGGCGCUCAAUAUUAACUUUUUUUAUACGUGUAACUAAUUGUAACUGCUAUCACAGGAAACACAAGAACAAUAAUAUAAUAUGCAAUAAGUUUUUAGCAAAUCACUUUUCGUCCGCACUUUAUACAAAUAAGUUUAUUCGAUAAAUUGUCUUUUACAGUUUAUUGUAGAUUAUCAGUCGCGAAAGCCUUUCAAUGUAAGGUUUAAUAAAAUAUUGUGGCGUCGCUUUAAUUUCUUGUGCUCACUAUUUCGUGUUGCUCAAAUGAUAUCGUCGCGUAUAAAAUUUAGCAGCAUUGUAGUGUAGAGCGCGAAAUCUAUUUUUUAAUGUAUCGGACUGCUAAUAAGGCUGUUUUUCGAACGCAGGAUGUCUUGCUUCAAUGCAGUAAUUAGAGGUGUAAGUAUUGAGCCUGCCACGGAUUUUGCUUUUUUGGUGAUAAAAUCUCAAAGAGCCUGAUACACCGGCAAUUUAAGAUUGCAAUCUAACGCAGCUGGCGUCUAUUCGCGAUUGUUUCGGUAUGUUAAAAGUAGCUUACUGGCAGGGCGCGUUAGUCACAAAUAUUUAAAGAAAGCGACAACGAUUUUUGAUCUGUGAACGAGAGUAAGAUUUAGUAUCUAAUAUCAGUAAGGUUGUUAGACGAUAUAUCUUCGUGUGGUCAAGCUUGUUGGUUAAUGUAAAAAACCGUACGAGUUUAUUAUUGAAAAGUGCUAACGUACAUAUUAACGCGAUCACUCGGUUAUUUUAGCUUGGUGCUAUAGCAUAGCAUAGAUUGUAACGGUAAGCGCGAUUGUAGACGUUGUUAUCGAACAUUUAUUAUAAGUACAUCUGAACAAUUGAUAUCAGUACCAUAAAAUAAAGAAAUAUUUUUAUUAUGAAAUAUAAACAAUAAAUCUGUUUAAAUAAAAUAGAGUUAAAUAUAGGUAAUAGAUAUUGUGCCAUUAUUAUCAAAACAAAGAAGUAUUUAAAAAAAAAUCUAACACAAAUGCGAAACCGAUAUUAGUAAGAGAAUCUAUUACUUGUUAUAUCUAUAGGUAUGUGUCUUAACAAAAACAAAUAAUAGCUUAUUUAUAAACAAUGUAUUGCACCCUAUUCAUUAUGAAUCUUACGGCUAUCGUAUUAUAUUUCAUUUUCGUGUGGUAUAACGCGACGUCCACGUCGACUUUUUUUACUAGAAUAUUUUAAAGUCACAACUUUACAAACUCGGAUAGAACAUUGUUCCGAACUAGAGAUUCACGAGCUUGUUGUACGUACAAAUUCGUAUAUUCUGCAACUUAAAUGAAUGUCUGCGCGUCGAUUUUUAAACGAAACUUUUCCAUACAUUCAGGAAGUUGAAUGAAUACUACAUUUCGUUAAUUAAAAUGUCGUAUGACUUUUCAACUUGUGCUGUGUACAGGUUUGUACCUUUUUAAUCGAUAGAACGAUUUUUAUAUACGAUAAAAAUGCUUUCCCAACAAAACAUCACUUUUUUCUUAAUAACUAUGUAUUGAAUAUUAAGAACGUUCAUCAUUUUGAAGUCAUACAUUUCUAAUUUAAUUUGAGUUCCUAUAAUACAAAGUGCAUAUUAUUAUAAUAGAGAAAUGUACGCUCCACAUUGUUCGCGGUAAACCACUGUUCACUCUUUGUUCAUAGCAUUAUAGCGGGAUUCGCUCGUACGCUUUCACGGUAGCGAUUCUGGUUGCUGCCUUAAUCCGGGAUCUCGAUUCUCGCAAAUAAUUAUCAUGUAUUCAGGCCUACCGAUAAUACCUAGUCAAUCAAAUAAAUCGCCGGAAUGUUCACGCGAAUAACUUAUUAGUCUAAUCACAAUACGUUUGCACUAAGUAAUUAGCAAUAUUUUUUACAUUCGAUACAUGUGAGAGAUACUGCUAAUUACUUUGUACAUUAACUCUACUCGAAACAUAAAGUAUAUACCAUCACUGACUUAUUUGACUCGUGUUUGUAUAUAAAUGUCAAGUUGAUGAUAAAGAAAAACACUUGUAUAAAAUGUUUCAAGAUAUUACAGCACCUCCAGUUCCCUUUGCCUUUUCAUAGCGGCUGCGAGUAUAAGCUUGUAUUCCUGGAAACGUCCGCCCGCUUUAACCUCGGGAAUUCACUCCACAGUAAAUAAAGUUAACAUUUAUUUUACUCUAUAUUCUGUAAAGCCGUUUGUUUUUUUUCUUUUAAGCGUUGUUUGUCUAUUGUUCACACUAGUUUUUGCUAGUGUUCCCUAGGUGUUAUUCUAAUUAAUUUUAUUCUGAUUCAGAUGAAUAUGCAUAAUAUUUUUCCUGGGUUAAAAGCUGGAAUUCUUGAGACAUUGUAAGAGAAUCUCGACAUUUUCGAAUCGUUUUCGUAAUUUAUGUCUCUGACCAAGUGCGCAAUUUUAUCAAGCAAACGUCCGCGCCGCUGUAACUUUUCCCAAACCGAGUGCAAUCUUUUAAAACUAAACAAGUUGCACGUUUGGGAAAGUUAUCAGUUUCUCAAAACACGAGUCACAUAAGUUAGUGUUUCCGAAUCUCCUAGCGGACACUUAGUUCCUAUUUAUACUAUUCUCACAUUCAGAAGUUAGUAAACUCUGUUCAAUACUAAAGAAUUUAGUCUGUGGUGCCUAGAGUGUUGGAAUAAUAAGCAAUAAAUUCAAGUGUUAGCAUACUGUUGCAAUAGUAAAGUUAUAGCUGUAUUUUAAAGUUGUAUCCGAUCUGUUUAUACUGUCUCGAAUAAGCAAGAAGUAAUCUCUGACUCACCAACUUUAAUUGUAACGAUAUUUUGUAUUGUGCUUAUAUGUCUAUUUGUUGUAUAUAAUGCCAGUAGCAGUUCGUCUUUUUUAAGAGCACAUGACCCAGUCUCGUGUGUGCCAUGUUCUGUGGAAAUUGUUUGCUUUCCGAGCGCCGACGUGGCUCGUACGGUAGCCACGUGCAAACUUGCUCUUUAUUGGACUGCAUUCACAACACUUUUCAAUUUAGUCACGACGCGACGUCAACGUUGCGACGUUCGAACAUGACGUAUCAGUGACGUAGGCGCAUCGGAUCGAUACAAUGUGAUUCUUGUUAUGUAGUUGCGCGUAGUACAAUACGCACAUUUGUUUAAUCGGCCUGCUUAUUAUGUAAGACACGACAUGUCUACUUUAGUUUGAAACAUGUUACGAAUGAAAGAAAGCAUUAUGUAUCACACGCGACACGAUGAAACUUUGAUUGAACUUCAUUUCAUCUAUAAUGGUUAUAAAUGCAUCCAUUAUGCUAAUCGAUAUUUUGUAUUAAAAUGCAAAAUGUUUUCUUUAUAUUACCAAAGCUACGUAAAUCUAUCUUUUGUAUUCUAGUUUAAGUAUAGUUAUAGUGAGGCUAUGAUAUUUGACUGAUACUGGAAAUGUUAUACCGAUUCUAAAAGGACAGACUAAAUAUUGAAUUCUUAACCUAGUUGUUGAACGUUGGUUGAUUGUUUAUGGAACUGCUACUAGACUCUGUUGCAUAACUUGCACCACUUUUAUAAUUGUUGUCAACUUAUCACUAUCUAUUACAGUCUCUUAGUUAUUCCUAUCGCUAUUAUUAAUUGAGGUACGAAUAUCAUUGUAAUUAAGCUUUGUACGACAUACUCCUAAGUGUAUUUAAUAGCACUUGUGUGCUCUUGUGUUCAAUAAAAUUCCUACAAAAUAUA
Molecule: messenger RNA, 6687 nt
Organism: Spodoptera exigua (beet armyworm)
Lineage: Eukaryota; Metazoa; Arthropoda; Insecta; Lepidoptera; Noctuidae
Source: the annotation of a GenBank genome assembly